AUGGCGGCUCUCGAGCAAAACCCCGCCGACGAAUUGGUCGAUUAUGAGGAAGAUGAGCAGCAAAAUGACACAAAGGAGAAGGGUGUGGGGGAGGAAGCAGUAGGUCGAGGGAAUUACGUCUCCAUUCACGCCAGCGGCUUUCGCGACUUUUUCCUUAAACCCGAACUUCUCAGAGCCAUCGGGGACGCAGGCUUUGAACAUCCGUCUGAAGUGCAGCACGAGACGAUUCCGCAUGCAAUUACCGGUGUAGAUAUUUUGUGUCAGGCGAAGAGCGGCAUGGGGAAGACAGCAGUAUUUGUCUUAUCAAUCCUGCAGCAGCUGAACGUCGACUCCGCAGCAGCAGGAGCAGGAGCAGGGGCUACAGCGAAGCGCCCCGGGGGCGGCGAAGCCGCCGAGGGAGUUGCUGCUGCUGCAUCUGCUGCUGCAGACAGCAGCGCGGUGCCUGGGGUGAUGUGUUUGGGGCUUGCGCACACCCGUGAGCUGGCGUUUCAAAUAAAGAAUGAGUUUGAGAGGUUCAGCAAGUACUUAAAGCACGUAAAGUGUGAAGUCGUCUACGGCGGGGUACCUAUUCAGAAGAACAUCGAACUGCUUUCAGACCCGAAGCGCGUUCCUUCCAUUCUUAUCGGUACUCCAGGCAGAGUCCUCGCGCUGCUUAAAGGCAAACACCUCGACCCCAGCAAGAUCGCUCACUUUGUCCUUGAUGAAUGCGACAAAUGUCUAGAGAAGCUUGACAUGCGCAAGGACGUACAGUCUAUCUUCGUCUCCACGCCAAAGAAGAAACAAGUCAUGUUCUUCUCGGCCACGAUGGGGCGGGAGAUGCGAGCGGUUUGCAAGAGGUUUAUGCAGAAUCCAGUGGAGGUGUUCAUCGACGACGAGAGCAAGCUAACACUGCACGGGUUGCUGCAGUAUUACGUCAAGCUGGCAGAAGCAGACAAAAACCGAAGACUGAACGAUUUAUUGGAUUCUCUCGAGUUCAAUCAAGUCAUUAUCUUCGUAAAAUCCGUCUCUAGAGCGCAGGCGCUCAACAAACUCCUCACCGAGUGCAACUUCCCCUCUAUCGCCAUUCAUGCUGGCCUCGAUCAGGAAGAAAGGAUCAACCGCUACCAGCAAUUCAAGAACUUUGAAAAGCGCAUUAUGGUCGCUACAGACCUCUUCGGCCGCGGAAUUGAUAUAGAACGCGUCAACAUCGUUGUAAACUACGAUAUGCCUGAAAGCAGCGACUCGUAUCUGCACAGGGUUGGCCGCGCUGGCCGUUUCGGAACAAAGGGAUUAGCGGUGACGUUUGUGGCGAGUCAAGAAGACACGAAUGUGUUGAACGAUGUGCAGACACGUUUUGAGGUGCACAUCCCGGAAAUGCCUGCAACGAUUGACGCUUCUCAAUACAUUAACCAAUGA
Molecule: messenger RNA, 1395 nt
Organism: Eimeria acervulina
Lineage: Eukaryota; Apicomplexa; Conoidasida; Eucoccidiorida; Eimeriidae
Product: ATP-dependent RNA helicase, putative
Exons: 6
Coding region: 1-1395 (464 amino acids)
Molecular function (GO): RNA binding; ATP binding; RNA helicase activity
Source: RefSeq, a predicted model, not a curated record